Molecule: messenger RNA, 951 nt
Organism: Saprolegnia diclina VS20
Lineage: Eukaryota; Oomycota; Saprolegniomycetes; Saprolegniales; Saprolegniaceae
Exons: 6
Coding region: 1-951 (316 amino acids)
Cellular component (GO): U2 snRNP; U2-type spliceosomal complex
Molecular function (GO): RNA binding
Source: RefSeq, a predicted model, not a curated record
AUGGAGCGCCUCCUCGACCGCGAGUUCAUGCGCAUCGAGUGCGCGCUCGAGAAGAACUUCGAGUACCUCGAUAAGCUGGAUCGGCAGCGGGACGAGGCUCUGCUGCGCGAGUACGAGCGGUCCUUGGAGCCGCCGCCAGCCACAGAUGCCGCCAAGCCCAAGAAGAAGGCCGCGCCCAAGAACACGAGCAUGUAUGUCAUGGGCCUUACGACUUACAUUGCCUGCAAACAGCUCGAGAUGGUCUGUGCACGCCUUGGCCGCGUCAAGCGCCUCAAGUUUUACAAGGACGACCGCGGUGGGCUCAAGGGUGACGCACUGGUGACGUUCAUGACGCAUGCGAUGCUGGAAACCGCGAUCGCCAAGCUCAACAAUGCAGAGAUCAAGCCUGGUGUUCGCAUCACUGCAAAGGCGGCCGAGUUCAACAAGAAGGAAGAGGUGGAGCCGUCUCUUGCGCCGCUUGAGCCGCCGCCGAUGGCCGAAGGCGCCGACGCAGUCACAGCGUUUCUCAACGAAAUGCAGCAGCGGCUAUCCAUGCCAGUGGGUGCUGCACCAGACGCACCGGUCGUACGAGACGCACCAGUAGCCGCUGCACCCGUCGUCGGUCCGCCCGAGCUUCCGCCCACGGACGAGCACGUGCUCGAGACGCCGUCCCGCUCGAUUCUCUUGUACAACAUUGUCGACGAUGGCGACGACGAAGAGAACUUGGACUUGGAAGACGACUUGCAGAUGGAGUGCAGCAACUACGGCCAGGUCACGCGGCUGCAGAUUUUUCGCGAUACGAACGUGGUGGCCGUCGAGUUUGAAGCGCUCCCCAGUGCGAUCAAGUGCCUCGAGGUCAUGAACGGCCGGUGGUUUGGCGGUGCGCAGAUCCGCGCGUGCUAUGACCCGUCCAAGCCCGAGGAGCCCGAGGACGAAGACACGAAGCUCCUUGCGUUUCUGGCGUCCGUGUAA